ACUGAAUGCCGCCUUAUUAUGGGAACUUUCAUAGGCAUAUAAAAAUUUUGUAUACUUACAUUCGAUAUUUAGCGAGAUGUAUACUAUAUUCCAUACAUACUGCUUUCCAUUUGAGUGAAAGAGGAGCUCUGAGCUGUACCAUGCAAGAUGUCCUGUGUUCCUUUUAAGAAAGUUUCAAGCUCUGACGCGCUCGAAAUUGGAUUUCCCUUGUCUCUUCAUGCACCACCUAUUUGCUUGGGGCUUGAAACACUUUUGUGGUUAUUUACGUACUGUGAAUAUCAAUUCAAAUGUGUGCAAAAUGAAGAACUUGCAAAACGAGCUGCUCCGAACGAACUGCAUCAGAGCUUCACGCACUCAAAUGGAAAGCAGUAAUAAUGGGCACCCUUCUAUGCAAUAUGUAACAAGCCUAUUGAAAAUGGGUCAAAUCCAAUGAUCCAUACCACUUCGAGGGGCUCUGCCGCUUUUUUAGAUCCAUUUUAGGGGUUCAUUCCUCCUUAAAGAUGAACAGACAGGUGGCACGUACAGGGUGGGGCAGAGGAACUUGCUGAUUUGUAUUCGGCCUCGGCGCCCUUGGGCGACGGUUGCUCCGACAAAAGUGGGAAUAGGUAUAUUUGAGAGAAGGGCAUAUAAAGUUUUUCCGCCGCGUAGUGUCGUCACCAUCAGGGGGUGGACGAAGACGGAACGCCCCUUCGCCGUCGAGGCAUACUUUGCUAACGGUCGCUCAGUCAUAGCCACGCAACGUGCAUUCCGUACUCAGUGAUUUCGAAUAUUGCCACAUUUAGUAGAUAGGGGUGCGUUUUCAUUUUGCUUUUUCAUAAUAGGUACGAUAAUAUUUCAUGUGUAAUCAAAUAAGUAGGCGUGUAGGAUUCUAGGAACCAAGUUCAACGAGGCCCUUUCACUUAUUCGAUUGUAUCGUACUGAAUGCGUAUUAUUGCCGUAUUCAAUAAACGCAAACAUGCUGAACUGCAGUCUCCCUCUGCCCCUGCCGUGAUAAGGAUAACAAUUUUGCCUUCACACAAAAGUAUUGGUAAAAUCACAGAUAAAAUACCCAUUUAUCUGUGGCAAAAUUAAAAUUAGGUACCUACAUAUUUUAUAUUGAUAAUGAUAGGUACCUGAUGUAAGUGAAAAAGGGCGGUUAUUUGGGUAGGUAGUAGAGUAGUAGUAUAUUGUAAUAAUUUUUGCUUUUGGCCAGGUACGUGAACCAAACAUUCGAAAAUGGAGUUUCUAAAACCGGGGGAAGUAUCACAAUGUUUAUACAAUCAAAAUGAUAAACAAAGUCCACAUCCCAAACUUAAUAAGAAGCCUUUCCAGAAGAUUAUACCAAAUAUUCUUCAUGCUAUUGGUAACACCCCGAUGAUUAGAUUGAACCAUAUACCGCAAUCAUUUGGUAUUAAAUGUGAAAUUUUUGCCAAGUGUGAGUUUUUCAAUCCUGGAGGUUCAGUAAAGGAUAGAAUUGCAAUUGCAAUGAUUGAAGACGCGGAAAGCAGAGGACUGCUUAAAUCAACCAGUACGAUAAUAGAACCAACUUCAGGAAAUGCGGGUAUUGGGUUGGCGGUAGCUUGUGCUGUCAAAGGCUAUAAAUGCAUUUGCGUCAUGCCAGACAAAACCUCCAUGGAAAAAGAAAACAUACUAACAUCCUUAGGUGCAAAAGUGAUUCGAACCCCAGACACUUCGGUGGACGACCCAGACGGUGUUUUCCAUAUUUCCAGAAAACUGGCAGCUUCUAUACCUGAUUCAAUUAUCCUUCAGCAAUUUAAAAAUCCCAUAAAUCCUUUGGCGCAUUACCACAUAACCGCCAUGGAAAUAUUUGACCAAUGCGAUGGCGAAAUCGACAUGAUCGUUAUUGGUGUAGGAUCAGGGGGUACGAUGACUGGAGUUGGACGAAAAAUUAAAGAGUUACUCCCUAACUGUACUAUUGUCGGCGUGGAUCCCGUCGGCUCAUUUAUCGCCGAACCACCUAUUUUAAACGAAACAACAUUAAAGUACACCGAGGUUGAGGGAAUAGGUCACGAUUAUUAUCCCAAAACUCUGGAUAAAUCGGUGGUGGACUACUGGAUUAAAGUUACAGAUAAAGAAUCGCUACAUAUGGCUCGAAAAUUACAUAGGGAGGAAGGAAUCUUGUGUGGAUCUAGUACCGGUUCUUUAAUGAGUGGAGCAUUGGAAGCGGCUCGGAAUUUGAAAGAGGGACAGAAGUGCGUUGUAAUGUUUCCUGAUGGUGUUGGCAACUACUUGACUAAGUUCGUGUCUGAUUAUUGGAUGGAGUCAAAAGACUUCCUACCUCGUCCAAACAUUUUUAAACAUUGGUGGUGGGAUAUUACAGUAUCAAAUUUAUCUCUAGCGAGAACUGAGACCAUCUCUUUAAACAUGACUUGUGGUGAACUAUCUAGUAUGUUGUACUCUCAAGGAGUGGAUGUACUUCCUUGCGUUGACCAAAACAGAAUACUUCAAGGGAUCAUAUAUGCAAAAGAUGUAACGUGUAAACUACUUAACGCUUCUAUCACUUUGGGUGAUCCAGUCCGAAGGGUCCUUUCUCAAAAGUACAGAAAAAUAACGGUCAAUUCAUCUUUAGGGGAAUUAUCGCAUAUACUUGAGAGAGAAUUAGUCGCCGUUAUUGUAGAAGAAAACGAGCCAUCACAACCAAUCAUUUUUAAAGGAUUCGUUUUUGCAAGUAAUCUGGUGCAGUAUAUAACGGAAAAUAGCAUCGAAUAAGUAUUACGCCAUUCUUUUUCAUCUGCCUGAAUGUUCAACAGAGAUAAAAGUUUAAAAUAAACUAAAAUUGGUCUCUA
Photinus pyralis (common eastern firefly) is the source of this 2786-nucleotide messenger RNA. Its product is annotated as cystathionine beta-synthase-like. The coding region runs from base 1216 to 2709 and encodes 497 amino acids. Lineage: Eukaryota; Metazoa; Arthropoda; Insecta; Coleoptera; Lampyridae. The transcript is spliced from 9 exons. The record is from RefSeq and is a predicted model, not a curated record. Gene Ontology annotation, cellular component: cytoplasm. Gene Ontology annotation, molecular function: cystathionine beta-synthase activity; cysteine synthase activity.